Messenger RNA from Sapajus apella (tufted capuchin), 1444 nucleotides. RefSeq lists its product as uncharacterized. Lineage: Eukaryota; Metazoa; Chordata; Mammalia; Primates; Cebidae. The coding region runs from base 812 to 1444 and encodes 210 amino acids. The transcript is spliced from 2 exons. The record is from RefSeq and is a predicted model, not a curated record.
AAAAAAAGCAUUGCCUCCUCUUGCCUUUCCUUUUUCUCGUGUCCUCUCUAAAGCGUGUCAAGUCUCUCAUACCUAUGGCAGAUGGCAGCUCAGGUGUCUAUACGGGGGGUUGGCAUUUGAAAAUUUGGGACCUGGAGGGCGUGAGAUUUGGCAUAUCCAAGGACUGAGAUCAGAAUAUGUCUCUGUGUUCGUUUGCAUCGUUGGAGGACAUAUUUCGGCUUCAGCACAGGGCCUUUCAGACUAUUCAGGGCUUGUACUCUCUUGGGGUAAAGACAGCAGCUUUGACAGGGCCACCUUCAUGUGCUUGCACCGAGCAACUCCCUUGUGCCACCAAGUCUUGCGUGAGUUGCCAUGGGAGUACGAGGCUGUGCCAUCUCCUUCCACCGCGUGCUAGCCUAGGCUGGCCUUUCAUCCCUUGAAGAUAGGCAUCUCUGCAGAAAUUCUUCCUUUUGGAUUUUUGCGUCCCUCCUUGGAGUCCCCUCGCUUCCUUUUAUCCUCUGGUGGCUAGGCGGGGGCGUGGGUGCGCGCACCCAGGAAGAGUUGCCCUCGCAGCGGUGGUGGCCAGAGCGCUCCGCCGGAGCCCCAAACUCAUAACAAGUUCUUGGACUGGUAGCGCGGAGCUCUCAGGCCUCUACGCCUCUAUCCCUAUUUGGAGGGGUCCGGAGGGCUGGCGGCCGUAACGCGGCUGGGUUGAGCGGGGCCACGGGCUGCACCCCUCCGGCAGUGCCUGAGCGCGCAGCGGCGGCGCGCGGAUCGGAGCUGGGCAGCUACUGGCUGGGGUAGCGGCCCUUCCCGGGACUCCAGCGUGAAGAUGGCAGCAGCAGAGCCCCGGCCCCACCUGUGUUCGCCACGGCGGGCGGCCAGGCACAUGCCCCAAGCUGCCGCUUCGGCGCCUUGGACCCCCUCGUCCCGGAUCCCGGGCCUGCCCCAGAACCCAGGUGGCUGCACUUUCAUGCCGAUAGCUCAGGCGAUCCCUCUGCAGGUGGACAUGGCCAUGGCCCUGCAGCGCGUGAGGAUUGCUGAGGAGUACGGGAAGAACUACCUCUGCCUCCUGCAAGCAGUCUUCGUGGCAGGUAAGUCCCUUUCUCGCAUCUCCUCCCCAGCGGCCUCGGGUUCCAACCUAGCUCGCUUGCCCUUCUCCUCACCCACUGCCUCCCCCGGCGAGCACACUAGUUUCCAGUCCACACUCCCCACGCGCGCACACACACUUUCCUACUGCAGUGGCGCUCCCAACUGCGAACUUGCUGGGUCAUCCGUUCCCUUUUCCUCUGGCCAGCUGCCGCUCUGCAGGCGUGCAGCUCUGGUCCGCUUGGGCACCCCAGGAGGACCGUGGGAAACUGCAGGAAGCGAGUUGUGUGAUGUUUCAUCUGUUUAUACUGUUGAAGGCUCCUGCAUGUUGACAGGCCCCCAUUCCUAUGGCAUCACAAUGCAUCAUAACACCUAA